Messenger RNA from Thamnophis elegans (Western terrestrial garter snake), 1678 nucleotides. RefSeq names its product transmembrane protein 262-like. The record is from RefSeq and is a predicted model, not a curated record. The transcript is spliced from 4 exons. The coding region runs from base 1 to 516 and encodes 171 amino acids. Lineage: Eukaryota; Metazoa; Chordata; Lepidosauria; Squamata; Natricidae.
AUGGGCUCAUGGAAGGACCCCUUCCUCACUGUCACCUUCCCAAGCAAGGUCAUCUUCAUCAUUAGCUCAUGGGUUCUCUUCGUCAUCAACCUCGGAGUGAUCAUCGGGGACCUCUACCACUUCCUGGUCUCUCAAAGAGGCGAUCUCAUGAGCUUCCACUUCACCGUAUCGCUGCUGUUCUCCCACGUGACGAGCUUCUACUUGGCUCUCAUAGCCAGCGUCUACACCAUGCAAGCGGAUGAUGGCUUCUUGACGUGCUUGUCCCUGACCUCCUUAGGCAUGAAACCUGGGCGGCUGAUUGGACCAACCACCAGGGGAUGCAGGAAUGCCAACUGGGUGAUUGGGGGCCAGUCCCUCCUUUUCAGUCCAAUCCGCUACACAGGAUUGUUAUGGGGAAAUCACCAGGUGUCUAAUCGAUAUAUUUUCCUUUUUCAUCCAGUCGCGAAUUUCUCUCUGUACCUGGCCCGAUUCUGGAUGGACUAUCUCACCAUCGAGUACAGGGAGGAAAAAUACUAAUGAUCGGAAGGAAGCAGGGAUGAGACGAGAGAAGCCAAAAAAAUUGAGAGGGGUUUCUCCCCCAACUCCCACUCACCCCCAAGCUUGUUCACGUUAUCCUAGCCGGUAACCUCUGAAGGACGGAGCAACGAAGGAGUAACUACCACCCUUUAGGAUCAGCCAAGAGUGUUUAAUAGAACAUUAACCAAUGUCUCUAUUGCUUCGAUGUGCCAGAGAUUUGCACGCUCACCGCCCUACAUCGGAAGAAUCCAGAGGCGAGAAAUAAACCCUGCAGGAAAUUUCAGAGCUGUCCUUCGAACCGGUCCCCAAACCUUUCCAAAAUGGGGCCCCCCUGCAAAGGAUGGCAACCACACCCUUCUUGAUCGGACAUCUGGGAUGAGAGAGACUUUCCUCCACUGGGUGCCCCCCCCUGCUUUCCCCCAAAAAUGGACUGGGACCGUCGCUUUCUGCUGGAGAAGGGGAAAAAGUGGUUUUGGAGAGGACAAGGUUGAGGCCACUCUUUCUGGAAAAACCUAGAGCCUGAACAGAGUGGAGAUGUUGCUAGAGGACAAAAGUGUGGGGCAUAAGAUAAUAAUGGCCUCCUUUUUUAAUUUGACGUGUAACUCCUGGCUUAUGAAGGGAAGCGAUUCCUAAGCACCGAGGCGCCGUUGCCUUCUCAUCUCCGCAGCACUUCGAGCACCUGCCCAUCAAACCCUGGACCUUUUUCAACCUCUGGGUUGCAGAGAAACUGUGUGGAGGCAGCCUUUGGUCCUACAGGAUGGGCCCCCAAGCCCGAGGGGGCCUGGAAGACACACGUUGUGCCCUCCCCCAAGACAUCCCGUAUCUAGCAGGUAAUUAGAAGUGGCGGAGAAAGGCCGGAAACUAGUUGUGUUAACGGAAAGGACCGAAGUGGGGUGCAAACAGAUGUUGCUUCAGCUUUGAUAGAGCCCCCUUUUUUUUGGGGGGGGGAGUGUAUGGGGGUGGAGCUUUGGCGUUCCCGCAACCAAGACAAGCUUGCACAGAAGCAUCGAAGUGGAUUUAGGAGAUGAGGUCUUGUUUCUUGAUGGAGAACUUCACGAACUUGGCCGUACUUUUUUGUAAAAAUUGCUACGGGGUGGGCGUGGCGACAGUCCCCCCCCCCAGUUCUGUCGAUCACGCCCGCCUCAAGCAACUUACUUCAAAG